UGCCCCUCCCCGCCCCGCAGGCCCGCACCGCCGCCAUGAUGUGCGAGGUGAUGCCCACCAUCAGCGAGGAUGGCCGGCGGGGUUCGGCGCUGGGCCCGGACGAGGCGGGCGGGGAGCUGGAGCGCCUCAUGGUCACGAUGCUCACGGAGCGCGAGCGCCUGCUGGAGACGCUGCGCGAGGCACAGGACGGGCUGGCUACAGCGCAGCUGCGGUUGCGCGAGCUUGGCCACGAGAAGGACUCGCUGCAGCGUCAGCUCAGCAUCGCGCUGCCCCAGGAGUUUGCAGCUCUGACAAAGGAGCUGAACUUAUGUCGGGAGCAACUGCUGGAGAGGGAGGAAGAGAUUGCAGAGCUGAAGGCGGAACGGAACAACACGCGGCUGCUCCUGGAACACCUGGAGUGCCUGGUGUCCAGGCACGAGAGGUCACUGCGCAUGACCGUGGUGAAGCGCCAGGCCCAGUCCCCGGGUGGGGUCUCCUCGGAGGUAGAAGUACUCAAGGCUCUAAAGUCUCUCUUCGAGCACCACAAGGCCCUGGAUGAGAAGGUCCGGGAGCGGCUGCGGAUGGCGCUGGAGCGCGUGGCAGUGCUCGAGGAGGAGCUGGAACUGAGCAAUCAGGAGACUCUGAACCUUCGAGAGCAGCUGUCUAGGCGGCGGUCAGGGCUGGAAGAGCCGGGCAAGGAUGGGGAUGGGCAGACGCUUGCCAAUGGCCUGGGUCCUGGCGGGGAUUCCAACCGGCGCACAGCAGAGCUGGAGGAGGCCCUGGAGCGGCAACGUGCCGAGGUGUGCCAGCUGCGGGAGCGCCUGGCGGUGCUGUGCCGUCAGAUGAGCCAGCUGGAGGAGGAGUUGGGCACUGCGCACCGCGAGCUGGGCAAGGCGGAGGAAGCCAACUCCAAGCUGCAGCGCGACCUCAAGGAGGCGCUGGCGCAGAGGGAAGAUAUGGAGGAGCGGAUUACGACGCUGGAGAAGCGCUACCUGAGCGCCCAGCGCGAGGCCACGUCUCUGCACGACGCCAACGACAAACUGGAGAACGAGUUAGCUAGCAAGGAGUCACUGUAUCGGCAGAGUGAAGAGAAGAGCCGUCAGCUGGCCGAGUGGUUGGACGAUGCCAAGCAGAAGCUGCAGCAGACGCUGCAGAAGGCGGAGACCUUGCCCGAGAUAGAGGCGCAGCUAGCGCAGCGCGUGGCGGCGCUCAACAAGGCUGAGGAACGUCAUGGGAAUUUCGAGGAGCGGCUUCGGCAGCUGGAGGCCCAGCUGGAAGAGAAGAAUCAAGAGCUGCAGCGGGCCCGGCAGCGGGAGAAGAUGAACGAUGACCACAAUAAGCGGCUGUCGGAGACGGUGGACAAGCUGCUAAGCGAGUCCAACGAGCGCUUACAGCUUCACCUCAAGGAGCGCAUGGGGGCGCUGGAGGAGAAGAACUCCCUGAGCGAGGAGAUAGCCAACAUGAAGAAGCUUCAGGAUGAGCUGCUGCUAAACAAGGAGCAGCUCUUGGCCGAAAUGGAGCGGAUGCAGAUGGAGAUCGACCAGCUGCGGGGGAGGCCACCAUCCUCCUACUCCAGGUCUCUUCCUGGCAGUGCCCUGGAGCUCCGUUACUCUCAGGCACCCACAUUACCUUCUGGUGCCCACCUGGAUCCCUAUGUGGCUGGCAGUGGUCGGGCAGGCAAGAGGGGCCGCUGGUCGGGGGUCAAGGAGGAGCCCUCCAAGGAUUGGGAGCGGUCUGCCCCUGCGGGCUCCAUACCACCCCCAUUCCCUGGGGAGCUGGACGGCUCAGAUGAGGAGGAGACAGAGGGGAUGUUUGGGGCCGAGCUGCUGUCCCCCAGUGGGCAGGCUGACGUGCAGACGCUGGCCAUCAUGCUUCAGGAGCAGCUGGAGGCCAUCAACAAGGAGAUCAAGCUGAUCCAAGAGGAGAAGGAGACAACAGAACAGAGGGCAGAGGAGCUGGAGAGCCGGGUGUCCAGCUCUGGCUUGGACUCGUUGGGCCGCUACCGCAGCAGCUGCUCCCUGCCCCCCUCCCUCACCACCUCUACCCUUGCCAGCCCCUCCCCUCCCAGCUCUGGCCACUCAACUCCCCGCCUGGCACCCCCUAGCCCUGCCCGUGAGGGCACCGACAAGGCUAAUCAUGUCCCUAAGGAGGAAGCUGGAGCUCCACGAGGGGAGGGGCCGGCCAUCCCAGGAGACACCCCACCACCCACUCCCCGCUCUGCCCGUCUUGAAAGAAUGACCCAGGCCUUGGCACUGCAGGCGGGGUCCCUGGAAGAUGGGGGACCCUCACGGGGAAGUGAGGGUACCCCAGACUCCCUGCACAAAGCCCCCAAGAAGAAGAGCAUCAAGUCCUCCAUAGGCCGUCUCUUUGGCAAGAAAGAGAAGGGACGAAUGGGACCCCCAGGCCGGGACAGCUCUUCUCUGGCUGGAACACCCUCCGAUGAGACACUGGCCACUGACCCUCUGGGACUAGCCAAGCUGACAGGCCCAGGAGACAAGGACCGAAGGAACAAGAGGAAGUGA
Piliocolobus tephrosceles (Ugandan red Colobus) is the source of this 2501-nucleotide messenger RNA. RefSeq names its product liprin-alpha-3. The coding region runs from base 36 to 2501 and encodes 821 amino acids. The record is from RefSeq and is a predicted model, not a curated record. Gene Ontology annotation, biological process: synapse organization. The transcript is spliced from 18 exons. Lineage: Eukaryota; Metazoa; Chordata; Mammalia; Primates; Cercopithecidae. Gene Ontology annotation, cellular component: presynaptic active zone.